Messenger RNA from Schistosoma curassoni, 2457 nucleotides. NCBI's taxonomy places the organism in Eukaryota, Metazoa, Platyhelminthes, Trematoda, Strigeidida, Schistosomatidae. The record is from the annotation of a GenBank genome assembly.
AUUUUUCGUAAGUAACGCGCGCUUUUCGAACGGUUCCUGCCUGGAGGAUCUGGUGAUCCCCUGCUACUAGACACGGAAGCCUGUUAAGCGAAAGCUUCUAUUCCAUCCACAACCAUUUGAACCAUUUAAAAAUGAGUACAAAUUGUAGGCAAGGGAAAGUCGAGGUUAGUGGUAAGUAUUAAUGUAUGCCAAACAUUUUUCUAUGAAUCAUUUUGAAAAAACAUCAAGAUCACUCGCUAUUAUCUGAAUUUAAUCAAGAUGUUUGUCUUCAGCUUAUUAAUGGUCAGAAGGUCGGAAAGGAUUCUGAAGCCCAAAGUCAUAGUAUUUUGAGUAAUUAUUUCACUGAAGAAAUAAAUUCGGACGAUCCAUUCGGUUCUGUUUGUGACUCAAAUCCUAAUGAAUUGCAAUACUGAUCUAUCAAAGUGCUCUCAGUUGGAUCCUAAACAAGAUGUAACGAGUUUGAACCGUCUAAGACAACGAGAUGCCUGGUUGCCUUCUGAAUCUACUCAAAAAGCAUUAUUGAGUCCAAGUCCCGAAAACAAGUUAGUUGAGGUAAAACCUAUUCUCAUGGGCAAAGAUUAUGAGAUUGGCGGUAGUGGUAGCAGUUCUGCUUUUGAUCCAUUCCAUUAUUUGUUGGCUCAGUAUACGGGCGAUGAACCAAACGUUAAUGCAAUCCAACGGGUUCCAUCUAUUGAACUGAGGAGUCAAAGUGGUGAUGAUCUCAAAAAAUUAAUUAACAAUGGAUGGUAUACUUGUGCACUGAAUCUUACUUAUCGUAUUCUUUCAGCUGCUGGUUUUAAAAAUGACGAAAGUGAGGCCGUUUUAUCUCCAUAUACUGCUCAGAUUUGGUUGUGUCGAUUGGCCUUAUUAGUUCGUACGCAAAAUUAUAAAUUGGCUGAACAUGAAUUUGCUACUUUUCAUAACAUGGAAGCACCGAAUUUCUAUUUUGAAUAUUCUCCCCAAAGAUAUCCUGGACGGACAGGUUCUAUCAUUCCAUUUUCUUUAAGACUACUUCAUGCUGAAUUACCAUUUAAUUUAAAUCGUACAAAUGAAGCAUUAGAUCGUCUAUAUUACUUAUUAGCUAUUAUUGGUCGAAUUCAAAGUAAUUUAGAGAAAGGCUUUAGAGAGGAUGGUUCGAUAAGUGAACCAGAUCUUGUUUACCGACAAGCCUCAUUAAAUUUAUGGACUGCUCGUAAAAUUCGGGUGCUUUCCAGCUGUUUAUCAAUAUUUCUACAUAAGUUAGAUUAUCAAUCAGCACUAAAUAUAGUACGUCAAUUAACACAUCUAUGCAGUGAUAAUCAGGUUGUGCUUAGAGGAUUCUGUAGUUUACUUGGUCGUGUUCAUUUGCAGUUUGGGGAUUUGCAAACGGCUAAAGCACUUUUCGACAGAUCGUUACCUAAUGCGGAAUUUCCACUGGGCUAUAAACUUCAAUUACUGAUUCUACAGAAUUUUCAUAAUGCGUUGUUAUCGAUUGGUAAAGGGGAAUAUGAAGAAGCGAGAAUGUUCUUUGAAACUGUUCUACAAUUAGAUCCUACAAAUGUGGCAGCGGCCAAUAAUUUAGCUAUUUGUUCUUUAUAUGUUGGACGACUAUCAAAAUCAAUUGAAGUGUUGGAGGAUCUAACAACAACUGGACUAACUAGUCAACCAAUAAACAAUUUAGGCGUUAUUACAACUGCUUCAACAACUACAGGAUUUUCUACAUCAUUCAUGUUCAAUGCACGAUGUCGUCGAUUCUGUCUACAUGAUGUAAUGAUUUCAAAUUUAGCUGUAUUAUAUGAGGUAGAAUCAGAUCUGGCCACAUUGAAAAAAGUUAACUUACUGAAAAAGUUGAUUGAAAUAUCUGGCGAACCAGUGCACAUAUCAUCAUUUAAAUUAUCUAUGAAACAAUAAAACAAUAAUUAGUAUGUAAUAUUAACAAAUAUCUUUCAUUCUAAAUCACUUGAAUGAAAAAGAACAUUUAUUUGAUUGAUGCCUAUAAAAACAUAUUGUCAGAACUAACCUCCAAAAUUAUAUCUCAUAUUAGAACAUAAUAAUUCACUGUUUCGGUUUUACUUACACCUGUUACUCAUGGAGGAGCAUAGGCCGCUCAGCAACAUUCUCCAUCCAACUCUGUCCUGGGUAAUCCUUCCCAGUUAUAUAUUCAGUAUCUAUUUGUUCUUUAGAUGUCUGCCUCCGAUUCCUGACUCAAUGUGUUCUUUGGUCUUCGUCUUUUCAUUAACUCUUUGGAUUUCCGACUUAAUAAGAUUGUCGAAUUUUUACCACUAGAAUAAGAGACAAUUUCGAACGCACAAUGGAUGUUAGACAAAUAGAAACGGUAAAGCAGUUGGUAUUAUCUUAUGAAUUAAAAGAACACGAAGUUCAGUGAAUGGAUUUAUCAUGUAAAAUCGUAUAUGUGUAAAAAAAACUUUCAAGAUUAAGGACGUAUGAGCAAAGAAUACAUAUGAUGAUGUAAUAGAA